This is a messenger RNA of Cladophialophora psammophila CBS 110553, 342 nucleotides long. RefSeq lists its product as uncharacterized. The transcript has a single exon. Bases 1 to 342 code for a protein of 113 amino acids. The record is from RefSeq and is a predicted model, not a curated record. Lineage: Eukaryota; Fungi; Ascomycota; Eurotiomycetes; Chaetothyriales; Herpotrichiellaceae.
AUGAGCGAUUUGGACGAUUCAGAUUAUGUCUUCAUCCGUUACAUUGGACCAACAACGGCACCGGGCACACCGUGGAUCCGUUUCAACACAGUAACGAAGGUGUAUCGCACAUCGACAAUAAAGGUUUUCGCUGAAAAGUUCGAGAAGAUUGGCGGCUCAUACUACAGGCUUCACACCUAUGAACUAAGCGAUACCGUCACAGAAGCCUUGCCAAUACUCUCACGUUCACCUCGGUUUGAUAUCAAGACCAUUCAUGGAGAAUUCACAGACGCUUACGAACGCGCAGUAAUUGCUCUGUUCGGGUCAUCAUUGGUCCUUAACAAGGCUCCGGGUGGACGUUAG